AUGAAAUUUGAGAGUGCCUCUACAGCGCUGUGGUAACUGGUGUGGAUUUAAAACCUCUGCUUGUAAUUCAGGUUUUGUCUUGAAUUGAAAUCGUCUGACAGUGAAUCCUCACAUAUAGACAGAGAGAAGAUUCAUGAGAAUUGUGCUCGCGGUGAUAGACUAUCUCUCAACGUCCGUUUACACGAUCUUUACGUCUGCGUUUCAUCAGAAACGUGAUUCUGGAGAAUGUAGGAUUCGAGGAGUUACACUUUCUGUACGGCACAAUGGUGCUGACAGAGAACAUAAGGCUUGACUUACCAAGUCUAAAUUUCUUGAAGCCCCAAGCAUGAGCCUGAAGAGCUGCUGGCUGGAAAAUUGCACAUCCCUUCCCUCCCCCAUUAACUUUUACCUAAGCUACAUUCUUUCACCGUGACCCUUUCUGGAAAGCAUUCACUCUGUCUUUCCAAGAUCCCUCCUGACCCUUUUCCCCCUUCUGUUUGACCAAUUUUUGCCUCAUUCUGCUUUUUAUAACCGCAUUCUUCCCUAACUAUAAGUCAUGAGAAAACAAACAUGCAACAUUCUCCUGAUCUGCGUGGUCAUCAGCUCCGUCACAGUAUUUUAUCUUGGCCUCAGCAUGAUAGAUUGUCCACAUGCCCGUUCUCGCGUGGCACAGCACAGGUGGGCAGUAAACCCACACUCCGGCAGAAACCUCAGUGACCCGUUACAACUCCCUGAGGAGUACAAUGAGGAAACCCCUCUCAUUUUCAUUGGUGGAGUCCCUCGGAGCGGCACCACACUAAUGCGUGCUAUGUUGGACGCCCACCCUCUUGUUCGGUGCGGAGAGGAGACGCGGGUCAUCCCCCGGCUGUUAGCCAUGCAGGCCACCUGGAGUCACUCGGCACGUGAGCGGCUCCGUCUCAACGAGGCUGGCGUCACCGACGAGGUCCUGGACUCCGCCAUACGUGCCUUCCUGCUGGAGAUCAUAGUGGGGCACGGCGAGCCCGCUCCGAGGCUCUGCAAUAAGGACCCCUUUGCUCUGAAGUCCCUCUCCUACCUCUCCAAGCUCUUCCCAAAAGCCAAGUUUAUUCUUAUGCUUCGCGAUGGCAGGGCCACUGUACACUCUAUGAUUUCCCGCAAGGUGACUAUCACUGGAUUCGACUUGACGAGUUACCGGGACUGUUUGGUCAAGUGGAACCGGGCAGUGGAGGUGAUGUAUGACCAGUGCCUGGCUGCAACUGAUGGCAACUGUCUGCCCUUGCACUACGAGCAGCUGGUGCUGAACCCUGAGCGGGUGAUGCGCAAGCUCCUUCAGUUCCUGGAUCUUCCAUGGGACACCGCUGUGCUGCACCACGAGCUGUUUAUUGGGAAAGCUGGAGGAGUUUCACUGUCAAAAGUGGAACUGUCAACUGAUCAAGUCGUCAAGCCAGUGAAUAAGGAUGCUCUGUUUAAUUGGGUGGGCAAGAUCCCUGCUGAUGUGGUGAAUGAUAUGGCCAGCCUUGCCCCGAUGUUAAGUCGUUUAGGUUAUGACCCCCUGGCCAACCCGCCAAAUUACAACAAGCCUGAUCUCUUAUUUUUGAACAACACAAAAUUAUUUGUGAAGUCAAUCCAAAAUUAAAAGGUCCUCUGUGGAUAUAACCUGUGAAUACUUGGAAGCAAUAAACAUUGUGCAUUUUAUGAGCACGCAAAGCCUCUACUUGAAUUAACAUGUAGGAUGAUAAAACGGAGCUGCAAGCACCUCUGUUUCUUAUGGCGAGAGUUUCAUAAAGUGAUCAAAUGUGCUAAAACCAAGUUUUAACGAUGUAUUGUAAGUUCUCAAUUAAAUUUGUCAUCAUCAAUUUAGAUGUUUUGUAGAUGCUAUGCUGUUGCUAAUGUUGUCAGUGUAAUGACUGCAUUGUGGUUGUUGUCUUUUUAUUAUUUUUGUUAAUGCAUGCAUGUCGUGGCAAAUGUUUUCCAAAUGUGUCUGAAUUUCACACAGGAAACGAAGCUUGAUGAAAGAGGAAGUCAAUAGUUGCAAAGAAAUACCACUUUUUGGUUUGUUCUCUUUGACUGCAGAAGUAUAAAGGAAGUUUUAAAAAUGUUUCACAUGCUUUAAAUAUGGUUUUGCUGUAGGCUUUUUAUUAUGAACAUAUGAAUUGCCUAUUUGACAAAUGUGUUCCAAAUAUGCAAGUGUGGGUAUCUGCAGGUCAGAGUAAUGCUUGUGCGGAAAGGUAGGAGAAUUCUUUACAAUUAGUUUGAUGGGAUUAUUUGUUGGCCAAGGGUUGAAGAACUUCGGACAUGAUGUCUGCUGUGGAUGAAUUCUCAGUCCUCAACAGUCCUUCACAAUAAAUGUUCAGUUAACAUGA
Messenger RNA from Pimephales promelas (fathead minnow), 2321 nucleotides. RefSeq names its product tyrosylprotein sulfotransferase 1, like (gene tpst1l). Gene Ontology annotation, molecular function: protein-tyrosine sulfotransferase activity. The record is from RefSeq and is a predicted model, not a curated record. Gene Ontology annotation, cellular component: Golgi apparatus. Gene Ontology annotation, biological process: peptidyl-tyrosine sulfation. Lineage: Eukaryota; Metazoa; Chordata; Actinopteri; Cypriniformes; Leuciscidae.